This is a messenger RNA of Hevea brasiliensis (rubber tree), 2135 nucleotides long. RefSeq names its product protein DYAD. The record is from RefSeq and is a predicted model, not a curated record. NCBI's taxonomy places the organism in Eukaryota, Viridiplantae, Streptophyta, Magnoliopsida, Malpighiales, Euphorbiaceae. The transcript is spliced from 9 exons. Bases 220 to 1749 code for a protein of 509 amino acids. Gene Ontology annotation, biological process: meiotic cell cycle; reciprocal meiotic recombination; meiotic sister chromatid cohesion.
UUUUGGGUUUUCUCCCGCUUCUCAGUUUUAUGAUAUAUGUGACACUUAAGAUAAAUAAGCAUGUCUUCAAUGCGAGUGUGUUCCCUCUGUUCUUUCGUUGUUGUUUCCUGAGAGUUAAAAGGGAAAGUAGACGGGAAAUUGGUUGAUUCCUUCACUUUUAAAUAAUGGACAAUCUUACUAUUGGAACACUGGCUGUUGGACUAUGAGAAUGUCUCGUUGAUGUCGAGGACAUAUAAAGGUGCUUCAGAACGAUAUGAAAGUUGUGAGAGACAAGAUGAGACUACCAAAAAAGGGUUGUGUUUGUUGGAGCUAAGACGCACAGGGAUGGUGCAGUGGGGUGUCUGUGGGCCAGUUGCUCUUGUUGACCAGUGCGAGGGAGAUAAACCUCAAAUUUCAUCCUCCUGUGUCAAAGAAGAGCAGAUGGAUGAUGACGAAGCUGUGACAGCAGCAUCUCUUGUGUCACCCAAAUUGCAGAAGAGGAGGCGCCUUAACCUUUGCCAGCUUAGAGAAGCUAGAGCUGCAAGAUGUCUGAGGCAAGGGCAAACUGACAGUCAUAAGCAAAUUAAGCAUGAGAAUCCCUUUCCUUGCAAAAAAGAUAAUUCUUCAUCAAGGAAAAAGGAGAACUUCAUAGACAGAUGGUCCAAAGAGAGGUAUAAGCUGGCAGAGAAACGAAUGCUGGAGGUCAUGAAGGCUGAAGGGGCUGUUUUUGAGAAACCUAUUUCCCGGCCAGUACUGAGGGUGGCAGCUCGGAAACACAUUCCUGACACCGGACUCUUGGACCACCUACUGAAGCACAUCGAUGGUAAAGUGGCACCCGGUGGCAGUGAGCGAUUUCGCCGGUGCUAUAACACUCAAGGGGUAAUGGAGUAUUGGCUGGAGAGUGCUGACUUGGUUAAAAUUAAGCAUGAGGCUGGGUUGCCUGAUCCAAAUUGGGUUCCCCCAUCUUGGUGGAAGCCUGGUGGUGAUGUUGUUCGAGAAUCUGUUUCUGCUGGAGAACUGACACUGCUUAAAGAGGAAGUAGCAAAAUUGAAGAGGGAUAUGAAUGAGCUGUUAUUGAAGAACCAAGAGCAAAAUCGAGUUGAUUCAGUUGAGGAGAUGCACAAGGAAUUGAUGAAAUGGAGAAGUAAGACUGAUCAAUGUCUGAUGGAGAUUUCAAGUUCUUUGAGUGGCAUGCAGGACAUGUAUCAGGAGUUGAUGAUGUGGAAGUCCAAAGCUGAACAACAGCUUAUGGAAAUUUCAAAUUCAGUGAGCAGUUUGCAGGCUUCAAAACAAUGCACCACCUUCAGUCCAGUUUCUGAAAGAUGGGAGGACUGGUUGGAGAGCACCAACUUGGAUAAUAUUAAGGGGGAGGACUUCACACCAUGGUUAGGAAGCACUGAUCUGGUUAAUGUUGGGCAAGAUGCUCCACUGCAGGAAUGUUCAGCUCUACAGCCUUGGUUGAAAUCUUGUGAUAGUCCCUCUCGGGACCCCAUUUGUGCUAGAGAGCUGGAACUGCUAAAGGAAGAAAUGGCCAAAGUAAAAAGAGAUGUGCAAUAUCUGCUACCCAAGAGGAUGGAAGAUGCUCAAGCAAGUGUUACCCCUGAUUCAUCUGCUACUAACAGUUUGAAGUUUGAUCUUGACAAUCCAUUUCUUCUUUUUCAGGAAAUGUUCAAGGAGUUGGUGAAAUGGAAGGCUAAGGUGGAGGAACAGAUGCUGGAGAUUUCAAAUUCUGUUAGUACUUUGCAGGCAUCAAAGCAAUAUGCUGCCUGAAGUCCUUGAGUGGAAGUUAGAAAAGAUAGGAUAGGAUGUUAGUCAUUUAGCUUUGGAGAAAACUAGUUUACAUUUAGAGUAGUAGGAUUAGAUUUUGUACAGGUUUUACGGGCUGAAAUAUGAGCUCCUGCUGGUUUUAAAUCAUCAAACCAUGGGAAAGCCAUCUGCCCUUUCGGCCAUCUGAUGAAACUUACCCAAAUCAAAACUUACAUAUGAGCUGCUAAUUUGGUUUUGUGAUCUCAGGCCAUGGAUGAAGCUGUUCAAAGUUGAAUUUUAUUAUUUCACCCUGAGUGGAUUACCUCUAGGCAUGUUUAUUUAUAGUUUUUUUCCUUUUGAUAUUGUAAUAUACAGAUAUUUAUUUUCUAUAGAAUAUGGAGUUAUGCUUC